Callithrix jacchus (white-tufted-ear marmoset) is the source of this 1306-nucleotide messenger RNA. It is a transcript of the gene TIMM23, whose product is annotated as translocase of inner mitochondrial membrane 23 homolog B. Gene Ontology annotation, cellular component: TIM23 mitochondrial import inner membrane translocase complex. Gene Ontology annotation, molecular function: transmembrane protein transporter activity. Gene Ontology annotation, biological process: protein import into mitochondrial matrix. The record is from RefSeq and is a predicted model, not a curated record. NCBI's taxonomy places the organism in Eukaryota, Metazoa, Chordata, Mammalia, Primates, Cebidae.
GCGGAAGUGUGGUGCUUAGCGGGAACCGGCGCCCGGAAGGUCAGCGUGUGAAGGAGGCGCUGGCAACGCGGGGUUACCCGCAGUUUCAGAGAAGUAACGGCCCAGCGGACCACCCAGGCUUGAGGCAGCGGCUGGAAGCACUCGGUUUGCUGCGAUACCAUGGAAGGAGGCGGGGGAAGCGGCAACAAAACCACUGGGGGGUUGGCUGGCUUUUUCGGAGCCGGCGGAGCAGGUUACUCGCACGCGGAUUUGGCAGGCGUCCCGCUAACUGGUAUGAACCCUCUGUCUCCUUAUUUAAAUGUGGAUCCACGAUACCUCGUGCAGGAUACAGAUGAGUUUAUUUUACCUACUGGAGCUAAUAAAACCCGGGGCAGAUUUGAGCUGGCCUUCUUUACGAUUGGAGGAUGUUGCAUGACAGGGGCUGCAUUUGGUGCAAUGAACGGUCUUCGGCUAGGAUUGAAGGAAACCCAGAACAUGGCCUGGUCCAAACCAAGAAAUGUACAGAUUUUGAAUAUGGUGACUAGGCAAGGGGCACUUUGGGCUAAUACUCUAGGUUCUCUGGCUUUGCUCUAUAGUGCAUUUGGUGUCAUUAUUGAGAAAACACGAGGUGCAGAAGAUGACCUAAACACAGUAGCAGCCGGAACUAUGACAGGCAUGUUGUAUAAAUGUACAGGGACGGCGUUUCGCCAUGGUGUCCAGGCUGGUCUCGAACUCCUGCGCUCAAGCAGUCUGCCACACUGGCCUCCCAAAUGUUGGGAUUACAGGUGGUCUUCGAGGGAUAGCACGAGGUGGUCUGACAGGACUAACACUUACCAGCCUCUAUGCACUAUAUAAUAACUGGGAGCACAUGAAAGGCUCCUUGCUCCAACAGUCACUCUGAAGAUUUUACCAACUCAUGAAUGGAGGACACUUCAGUAGACAUCUAGACCAUUUUAUAAGUCAGACUGGAGUUAUUCUCUCUUCUACCCUAUAAUUAGUUUGAAAAAUUAGAGAUUUUGAUUCGCUAUGAUGAAAAUCUUGGAUGGUUGACCAAGACUGGCACUCGUUCCAGCUAUUAGCGAGUUGAAGCCAAAGCCCUUUGGUGACUCACUGAGCAACGUGGUUCUCUUCUCCUUUGGAGAAGAUCUUGCACAUAUCUGUUCUUCUCCCCCAUGAACUAGAAAACCACUUACUCCCAGAAUUCAAUUCGUGCUUGUCAGUAUUGUAUCACCAAGUCUGUUCAUUUAAUGAUCCAAAACUGUAAUGCUGCACUGUAUUCCAAAUAAAGGGUAAAAACAGAACCAAAGUUCUAACUCCAACACACAAA